CUUUUGUGUGUUUCAUCAUGCCACAGUGGCUGCACUUCAAUCGUGACUUAGCCAUCCGGGAUGAUGGCCCCACCCCUCGUCCAUGGUCUGACCGGCGUUGACCUUUUGCGAUGAGUCCCGAGCCCUUGGUUUCGCUUGACCCAGUGACUACAAGUCUGGUCGCCAAGCCCUGUUGUGAAAGUGUCUCCUGAGGCUGCCCCAAGAAUGUGUUGGUGAGCGGUUUCCUUUCUUACGGCAGCAUAGGCUUCUUUGGCUGAGGGCAAGGGAUCCCAUCGCAAGAUUUCUCUUUUGAUGGGAUCGUAUUUGCGAUCAAGGGCAUUUAGAAAUUGGAACAAUUUCUGUUCGGCUCUAAUUUUGUUGUAAGCCGUGAUGUCAAUUGCACAUUUCAUGGGGUUUGGGUCUCUUCUUUCUAUCUCUCCCCAGAUCCCCUGCAUCGUGAUCCACAAAUCUUCAAGAGACAUACCAGUUUGCUUGAUUUCAUUUGCCUUGACAUGUAGGUCAAAUGUUUGAAGUUUGUCCUUGCCAUUGUAUAAGUAAUAACCAGGGCAUCCCAAAGUGAUUUUGCAAUGGGAAACUCGGUCAAAUUGCUAGCAAGGGCAGAUUCUAUGUUUUGUAUAAGCCACGAGAAGACAACCAGGUCAUCUUGCUCCCAUUGCUCGUUCUUCUCAUCUGUUGUUUCUGGGGGAUUUGUGGAUAAAUGGCUUAGCAGGACUUUUGACUUUCCUCCUAUUACCACUUUGAUCAUUCGAGCCCAUAAAGCAUAAUUUUGACGGUUGAGGUUGAGGCUAAUUUUGAGACUAUCAGACAGAUUUUGUUUUGGGUUUUGGGGCUGGGAAUUGAGACCAUUUUUGAUGAGAUUGGCGAUUUGGAUGGUUAACUCUUCGUCACUGGGCAUGGUAGCUUGGUAAGAAAGAGUUUGUGGGUGAUUGGUAGAUGAUGAGCAGAACUGUGUUGUUUGAUCCUAGAACCAUUCAACACUGCUCUGAUACCAUGUUAACAUUGAUAAUCAGAGGGUUGUGUCUUGUAUUGAUUUUUCUGUCUUUUACAAUGAAAAGAAAGGCCUUUAUUAAUAGGCACUACAACAGAGAAAUAAAAGGAAAUACAGGGCUGUCGAGGAGCUGUAAAUGAGCAGAAUAGAUCGUUGAUUGAUCACUGAAUUCUGGGAAAGGAUGCUGACCAUUGGCUGAUCCCAUGAAUUCCUCAAUCAUAAUAUUUUCCUUUUUUAACAGAUACCACUAUAUAAUUGAGAGCUAUAUCUCCAAGAUUAUAUAUAAUUAUAUAUGCUACCACUUUGGUAUUUUCUUGUAAUGGGACUUUCUCCAACCAGCAGUGAGAAGGCGUAGCUUAUUUAUAAUUGUGAACUUGACACUGCACAUGAUAUGAAGGCAGACUUAUAUGAUAUUGUUUCCAAUUGUGGAUAAGCAUGCCAUAUGUCGGAUCCAAGACUGGGAAGGAACCUCUACUUAUUAUGAAUGCAAUGAACAAAACUCAGACUUCGAAGUCUCAGGAGAAGAAAAAAGGAGUAAAAUAGGAACAUUGAAGAAGGCAGCAAAGAAUGCAUCAAGUAAAAUUCAGCACUCUCUUAGGAAGAGAAGUAGGAAGAAAAACAAUAACCAAGUUUCCAUUCCAAUUGAAGAUGUACGAGAUCCUGAAGAGGUAAAUGCAGUAGCCAGUUUUCGGCGAAUGCUGGUAGCAGAUGAGUUGCUUCCUGCAAAACUUGAUGAUUAUUUUACACUGCUGAGAUUCUUAAAAGCCAGGAAUUUUGAUAUUGAAAAAUCAAAACAUAUGUGGGUUAGCAUGCUUCAGUGGAGGAAAGCCUUUGGUACCGACAGUAUUUUUGAGGAUUUUGACUUCAAAGAGUUGAAUGAAGUUCUGCAGCACUAUCCUCAAGGCUAUCAUGGUGUAGAUAAGGAGGGAAGGCCUAUAUAUAUAGAAUUAUUGGGACAAGCUGAUCCGGACAAGGUUAUGCUAGUAACAACAUUGGAGAGGUAUGUGAAGUAUCAUGUGCAGGGGUUCGAGAGAACUACUGCUAUCAGGUUUCCAGCUUGCUCUGUUGCUGCAAAGAGGCGUAUCACUGCCGGUACAACAAUUUUAGAUGUUCAAGGCAUGGGUUUGAAGAACUUAACUAGGUCUGCUAUAGAUGUUAUCAAGAAGUUGCAGCAAAUUGAUAAUGACUACUACCCUGAGACCCUUGGCCGUAUGUAUAUCAUAAAUGCUGGUCCUGGCUUUAAAAUGCUUUGGAAAGCAAUCCAAAGCUUUCUUGAUCCCAAAACCAGAUCCAAAAUUCAUGUUCUUGGCCAUAGAUAUAAAAGCACCUUGCUUGAAGUAAUUGAUUCAAGUGAGUUGCCAGAAUUUCUGGGUGGAAGCUGUAACUGUGCAGAGCAAGGGGGUUGUCUGCAAUCUGAUAAAGGGCCAUGGCAAGACCACAAUAUACUUCAGAUGGUUUCUAGUGGCAAAACAAAAUGUUCAGUCCAAGAAAUUUCAACAUUAAGUAGGGAGGGGAUAACGAACGAUGAAGACCGUUCCACAGUGCUGAAGAGCAGUGAAGCAUCUGCUGCAGAAUCGGCUUCUGAAAUUGAAGAGAUCGCUCCUAAAGGUACAAAGUGUAUUACAGAUCCAAGAUUGGCUCCUGUUUCUGAAGAAUAUGAAAAGGAUAUUCCAGUCGAUAGAGUUGUGGAUGAAAGAUUAAAGCAAGAAACUCCACUUCAAGAGUCCGACAUAAUGGGAGGUGCACAAAUCGCUACUGGCAGAACUCGUGCUCAUAUCUGGAUCUCUUUGAUGUCCUUCUUAUCCCUUCUUACAUUCAUUGGAACAGUUGGAUACCAGAUUACCAAUAAACUCGGGGUUUCAGUAUCUAAUUUAGCAAAAAAAACCAUUCUUCUGAUGAGUAAACCAACUCUUGAGGCACAAAGUCCUCUGGUGUCUCCUCCAUUGGAGACAGAUCUAUCAUCUGCUAUGGAAAAACUGGGUGAGCUUGAAGCCAAGGUCAACAGUUUGCAGUCAAGAUCGGUGGAGCUGCCUAACGACAAGGAGGAACUGCUCAAUGCUGCAGUUUGUCGUGUAGACGCUUUAGAAGCAGAGCUAAUUGCUACAAAAAAGGCCUUACAUGAAGCUCUAAUGAAACAAGAUGAGCUUCUUGCAUUCGUGGACGGACAAAAGAUGGUAAAAUCCUGGCAGGGAAAGAGACUUUGCUGUUAACGCAAGACCGGAGUACGUCGUCUUUUCGAGUUUCACGUAACCAACGAGAAAUCAUUGUAGCAUAUCAUCAUGUUGAGCGGUUUAGGGUCAUCCUUCAAACCGUGCACACCACUGGUGGCCCUCCGCUCUCUACUGGUCUCCUGUGUAGACAUCCGUUAGCAAAGAUGUACCUAUAGCUCCAAAUCUAUGGUUAAUGGUUUCCCUUUAGAUAUGUGAAGGUAUAAAAUCAUGACAAACAAUUUUUGAGUCGAUUAUAUUACUUUCUGUAAAGCAAUUUUAUAUGUUCGUCUUUAGUGUCAUUCGAGCUUGUUUAUGAACACUCGAAACACAUCGGAUUUGAAUGAUUCUUGAUUCUAUAGACUCUUCAACAAGGCUAAUUUAACUACAACCAGUAAGAACACUAAACAAAGCUUUUGUAGCCAUAAAGGUUCACCUACGAUACGAUUAGUCCAGGUAUUCGUGAUCGCCCGAAGCCAUGUACAAACUUCUAUUCCUUG
Molecule: messenger RNA, 3695 nt
Organism: Cynara cardunculus var. scolymus (artichoke)
Lineage: Eukaryota; Viridiplantae; Streptophyta; Magnoliopsida; Asterales; Asteraceae
Product: phosphatidylinositol/phosphatidylcholine transfer protein SFH6-like
Exons: 14
Coding region: 1396-3198 (600 amino acids)
Source: RefSeq, a predicted model, not a curated record